AUGGCUCAUUAUUCAGUGAAGCAAGUUUAUGAGAAAAUGUUGGAUUUGAAACCUAGGGUGCAUUGGGAUAGAUUAGCUUGGAAUAGAUUGCUCACCCCUAAGCACAGAUUCAUCUGUUGGUUAGCUGCUCAAUGUAGGCUGCAGACUACAGCUAAAUUAGCUAGAAUUGGGAUUAGUCAAUCUGCUCUAUGCUUGAUUUGUGGGUUGCAGGAUGAAGAUCACAACCAUUUUUUCUUUCAGUGUCAGUUCAGCUAUCAGAUUAUGCAAGCAAUGCAGCAGUGGUUGGGUGUUCCUAUGGCUGGUACCUUGCAUCAGUUGGUAAGAAAGAUUGGUCAUAGCAGAGUUUCUAAGUUCAGAAAACAAGUUAUUUUUGCUGCUAUUGGUACUGCUGUGUACCUGGUUUGGAAGAGCAGGAAUGCAAGCUUCUGGGAUAAUCAAAUCCCCACUAUUAGUCACACUGUGAGCAGCUUGAAGCAAUUGGUUAAGGGCAGAAUUCAAGUAGUUUUGCCAAAAACUGUGAGCAAGAGAGAUUAUGAUUGGUUUAUAACCUUGUAA
This is a messenger RNA of Spinacia oleracea (spinach), 555 nucleotides long. RefSeq lists its product as uncharacterized. The record is from RefSeq and is a predicted model, not a curated record. NCBI's taxonomy places the organism in Eukaryota, Viridiplantae, Streptophyta, Magnoliopsida, Caryophyllales, Amaranthaceae. The transcript has a single exon. The coding region runs from base 1 to 555 and encodes 184 amino acids.